GUGGGGGUAUGGAGAUUUUUGGAAAUGAGUGUGUGGAGUUCAGAAUGGAAGAUGAUGUACUUCAGGGUACUCAAAGAUAUGUAGAUUAGAUGUCAGUAAUGAAUGGAGAUGGAGAUGGAGAUGGCGAUGGAGAUGGCGAUGGAGAUGGAGAUGGAGAUGGAGAUGGAGAUGGGCUAUGGUGGUGGGUGAUGAUGACUCAGGAGGAAGAAAGGAGGAGAGGGGGAAUGAAGUUCAGAUCGGAGAUGGAAGUGAUUGUGAAUGUGGAUUUCGAGUUCUUCGACCCAAAGCAAUCUGAUUUCCAUGGCGUGAAGGCGCUUCUGAACAGCUACCUGGAUGAUGCACCAGUUGACCUUUCAGGAUUGGUCGGGGUAGUUCUUAGUCAAACCACAGUCGGUACAGUCAUCAAGACUGCUGAUGAUGACAACCCCAUCGGGCUCAUUACAUGUCUCAAUCUACACAGAUACAAGGAUCAGCAGUGCUUACAGCAUAUUGGUCGGUUCCUGUUGGCCAAGGGUCAACACAGCCCAGCUGUUUCCAAGCUGGCAUCUCUUCUUGAGAGAAAACAGGGUGUGGGUUUGAUCAUUAGCGAACGUCUCAUCAAUGUUCCUGCUGAGCUAUCGGUGCCGAUCCAUCAAGCACUUUUUGACGAAAUCGAAUGGGCCACAGAGGAUGAGGUUUGUGUCCGGGUAGGUCCAAGUGGUGAAGAGUGGGACCUUUGUCGUGCACCUGACACCACCAUGGUAGACACCCGGCGCGGCACCUCCACUAUGCCGUACACAAAGGAGGAGGAGGCGAAGAUGGCCGCCAUCCUGCAGGAGAGAAAGGAGAAGGAGGCCAAGAAGAAGGCCUUGAAGGAGGAGCAGGCGGCCAAAUUGAAGAAGAUGGAAGAAGAGAUGGCCAGAGAGAAAGAGAGGCUAAAGAAGGAAGAAGAAGAGAAACUGAAGGCGGUGGAUGAAGAAGAGGACGGUCCGCCACUGCAAAGGAGUAGUGGGCAGCCCAGUAGUAGUAUCGGUGGAGACCUGGAGAAGAGGAUAUCUGAAUGGGUUGCCAACCUGACUAUGGGAGAAGAGGAAGAGGUUAGUAUGUAUAUCCCGCAGGAUCAGCAAGAAGUUGCCAUGAAGGCUUGGGAUGCAGAGAAAGACCCUCUUAAACGUCAAGCGUUGGAAGACGAGAAGAGGAUGGAAUGGAAAUUAGCGGUGAUGAGGGAGAAGAAGAGGAGAAUUGACAAGGCAGCGGAGGCGGCAGGGGCCUUGGAGGAAGUGAAGAAGAUAGAGGUGCAAUUACCCGCCCAGCCCGAUCUCCCGAAUCAGAUGCGAGUCAUAGCUCGGAGCGUCGCAUGCCUGGCACGGGUUGAGGCAGACCAAUAUGACUUUAGCAGAAGUCAGGAAAUAGCUGUGCGCUCGAUACGGUUGGGCUUUCGAGACUUUGCUCGUGAGCUGGUAGGCGCCGUUGGAGCCGAGGUGGGUCACCGCCUCGACAAGACUGAGCGGUUCUGCGUUGGCGCCAUUGAAGGCGUCAAGGCGGCAACUCCCAAGGAGGAGGAAGCACGUCCUCCUCGCCGGGAGCCUGUCAAAGUCAAGUUCCCCGAUUCCUACGGUGGGAAGAGGGAGGAAAACUUUGACAAUUGGGAGGCCAACGUUAAGACCUAUGUGCACUUGCAACAGGUCUCCCCAGAUCAGCAAGCGUAUUUCCGCCUAGAGAAAGAUGGGAAAGUGGAGAAGGUCCUCCGCUCCCUGACUCUCCUCGUAGAGGACAGCCUCCCAUUUGACAUUGUCCUGGGAAUGGAUUGGGGAGAGGCAGCCGGGGCCACGCUCCAUUUGAAGGAGCACGAGUGUAGGCUCCCUAGUUCGUCAGGCGAGGCCAAGACUGCCCGCCUGUUCCAUGUGUCAGGGGUAGAGAAUUCCUUGGCGCACUGCUGCCUUAGUGCCCCCGCGUUCGCCAGACUAGUGAAGAAGGAGGGAUUGGAGGAACAGGUCUUUGUUGCCUAUGUUAGGCCAGUGACUGAGCCUACGGCGGAGAAGCCGAUGGACCCCGCGAUUGCCAAGCUGCUGGAAGAGUUUAAGGAUUUGACUGAGCCGCCGACAGGCACGGUGCCGCGGCCCAUCCAGCACCGUAUUGAGAUAGAGUCUGGCAGUAGAACUCCUAAGGGUGCGGUGUACAGGAUGUCCCCGCGGGAGUUAGAGGAGCUGCGGAAACAGUUGGAUGAGCUCCUUGAGAAGGGUUGGAUUAGGCCCAGUUCGUCUCCUUUUGGAGCCCCUAUUCUCUUUGUACCUAAGAAAGAGGGAGAGCUAAGGAUGUGUAUAGACUAUAGGGGUCUGAAUGCCAUUACACUGAAGAAUGUUGAGCCGCUGCCUAGGAUAGACGAUCUCCUAGAUCGAGUGCAGGGGGCGAAGUAUUUCUCCAAGAUAGAUUUGAAGUCCGGAUAUCAUCAAAUAGAGGUGCAUCCUGAUGAUCAGUAUAAGACAACCUUCCGGACUAGAUAUGGGCACUACGAGUUCAUAGUGAUGCCCUUUGGACUAACCAAUGUGCCAACUACGUUCCAGCGCUGUAUGAACGAUUUGUUUAGGCCGUGGUUAGACAUAUUUGUUGUAGUUUAUCUAGAUGACAUUUUAGUGUUUAGUAGGACCCUCGAAGAGCAUCAGGGUCAUCUCAGGCAGGUCUUGGAGAAGUUGAGGGAAGCUAACUUCAAGAUCAAUGCAAAGAAGUGCGAUUGGGUCAAAGACCCAAGUUCUACGAUGUGGAAGUGGGACAAGGACUGCACGUCUGCCAUGAAGAAGCUAAAGCAGGCAUUGAUAGAGUAUCCGGUCCUUAAGGUCGCCGAUCCGUCCUUGCCUUUUGUCGUUACUACGGAUGCUAGCCAGUACGGCACAGGCGCAGUGUUACAGCAAGACGAUGGCAAUGGCUAUAGACCCGUAGAGUUCAUGUCCGCCAGGAUGCCUUCAGAGAAGGUCGCGACAUCUACCUAUGAAAGGGAACUCUACGCUCUCAGGGUGAUCCAGAGUGCGAACAUGGAGUUGAGGAACUCCUACAAGUUUGACAAUUACUUGAUUUUGACGCGGGUUUUCGAGGACCAGAAAAACAAAAAACCGAAAAAGAAGAAAGGAGGGCAACAUGAAGCCAAGAGACAAAAGCUCAAUGACGACGCAACCAGUGGGGAACUAAUCUACAUCAAGCCGGAAGACGAAGUCUUUCACAAGCUCUCGUCGUGGUCGUUCACUUUUCCCGUCAAUGCCGAAGCACUAGCAGCCCAUCAGACUGCCUCUCUGAAGCAGAAAAGGUUAUUGAUGUGCUUUGAUCCCAAGAAAGUGCCCACCUUUCGAGAAAAACUCCAGAAGUUGGUGGCGGAGGGCGAGUUCGUCCUGGAAAGUCCCACACGUGCAAAUGUUGGGAGCACGUCGCCUCAGCCACAGGAUGAGAAAGAUCAGUGUCUCUAUGAUGGCGUUGCAAAGAGUAUCUGCAAUAUUGGGUGAGAGAGAGAGAGAGAGAGAGAGAGAGAGAGAGAGAGAGGAUUGGAGAAGUGGAGGUGGAAACAGCCUAAGGGUGUACGAAAAUGAGGACUUUCCUGAAUGUAUCUAGCCAUAACGAAGACUAGAUUCCGUCGAAAACGUUCCAGUGUGAGUAUUCUGCUAUGUCAAAAGGUAGGUUCGAGCCUGGCCACAUCACCACAUCUCUCUACCUCUUUCCUGAAUGUAUCUAGCCAUAAUGAAGACUUGCUACAUUCCGCCGGUGUGAGUUUUUUUUUUGACAAUCAAUGCCUGUGGACUUG
Chara braunii is the source of this 3766-nucleotide messenger RNA. Lineage: Eukaryota; Viridiplantae; Streptophyta; Charophyceae; Charales; Characeae. The record is from the annotation of a GenBank genome assembly.